This is a messenger RNA of Brettanomyces nanus, 3693 nucleotides long. RefSeq lists its product as uncharacterized. The transcript has a single exon. Gene Ontology annotation, cellular component: nucleus; cytosol. NCBI's taxonomy places the organism in Eukaryota, Fungi, Ascomycota, Pichiomycetes, Pichiales, Pichiaceae. The record is from RefSeq and is a predicted model, not a curated record. Bases 1 to 3693 code for a protein of 1230 amino acids. Gene Ontology annotation, biological process: protein deubiquitination; regulation of protein stability. Gene Ontology annotation, molecular function: cysteine-type endopeptidase activity; protein binding; cysteine-type deubiquitinase activity.
AUGAAUGGCAACGGAAAUGAGAUUGAUCACGUGGAUUUAAGUGCUGUUGAUGAAGAACUUUCGUCUUCUAGAUCCUCAGACUUUUCAAUGGAUGAGAAUAGUAAGAUGAUUCCUCACAAGCAAAGCUCAGGGGAGAAGGAUAUAUUUGAUUCCUCCAAGGUUGCGACAAAUCUAGAACAUGCACUUGAUGAUGUUCCUGAAUACUAUCAUACAGAAGCGGAGGGGUUUCAUACCUGGGAGAUUGAUGAUAUUACACAACUUGUUGGAGACGAAAAGGUAUUUGGACCAAAAUUUGAAGUUGGCGACAAUUUCGUAUUCAAUCCUUUGAUUACUACAGCCAAAAGGCAAAGCAAUUUAUUUUUUUCGGUUUAUCUUGAAGGUCAUCCAAGCGAUGCUAAAGUUGCUGAGAGUGACGAUUGGCAUUGCUGUGUCCAGUUUGCAUUGGAUAUAUGGAACCCAGAAGAUCCCUCCAAGCAUAAGAUGAAUAGCACCCACUUUCGUUAUAACUCCAAAGUGAUAGACUGGGGCUUCAUUAGUCUAUUGGAUGGACGGUUUUCUGCUGAUUCGGCUCUGAUAGAAAACAAACGUCUCAAUAUUACUGCAUAUGUGCGCAUUGUCAACGACUUCACUGGCGUUUUGUGGCAUGAUUUCGUCGAUUAUGACUCCAAAAAGGCCACUGGUUACGUCGGUAUUAAUAAUCAAGGUGCUACCUGCUAUUUGAAUUCAUUAUUACAGUCAUAUUAUUUCACGAAGAAGUUUAGAAAGAAGGUCUAUCAGAUCCCCACUCAGGAUGAAGUCAGCUUUGAUGUGCCUUCUUUCAAAGACUACUUAGAGCAGCCGAAGAGUGUUUCUUUAUCUCUUCAGAGAAUAUUUUACAAUUUGCAAACUUCUGACAAACCAAUUGAUACCAUGGAGCUAACAAGUUCGUUUGGUUGGACCAGUGCCGAUGCAUUCACCCAGCACGACGUUCAAGAGAUGAAUAGGAUAUUAAUGGAUAAAUUGGAACGCAAAAUGAAACACACUGAUAUCGAAGGAUGCCUUAAUGAUAUCUUUGUUGGCAAUAUGAAGAGUUUUAUUAGAUGCAUUGAUGUUGAAUACGAAAGUAGCCGUACCGAAGACUUCUGGGAUAUCCAACUGAACGUGAAAGGUCUUAAGAACAUCAAGCAAUCUUUUGAGAACUAUGUGGAGUUAGAACUCCUAGAGGGUGAAAAUAAAUAUGAUGCUGCUGGCUAUGGACUUCAGGCCGCUGAAAAAGGUGUAGUGUUUGAGAGUUUUCCACCGGUUUUGCACUUGCAAUUGAAACGAUUCGAAUAUGAUUUCGAAUAUGAUCAGCUGGUAAAGAUUAACGAUAGAUACGAAUUUUUCGAUACCCUUGAUUUGAAGCCCUACAUGAAUAAAGAGGCUAAGCAUUACGAUGAGGAUUGGGAGUAUAAGUUGCAUUGUGUCCUUGUUCAUCAAGGUGAUGUGUCUAUGGGUCACUACUAUGCCAUGAUCAAACCCGGUGAGGAUGAUAAAUGGUUUAGAUUCGACGACGACAAGGUAUGGAGAGUUACACCCAAUGAAGUCUUCGAAGGAAACUUCGGUGCCGAUCAAUCCCCUGAGGAACUAAGAAGAAUGACGAGGGAUGAGCAGCAGGACUUUCAACUAAGAAGGCAUACUUCAGCAUAUAUGUUGGUUUACCUUAGAAAGUGUAAAGCUCCUGAGAUUUUGAAUGAAGUUGAAAAGAAAGAUAUUCCACUGCAUAUUCCUAAGCAAAUCGAAUACGAAAGCGAACAGCUAGAGAAGAUAAGAAAGGAGCAAGAAGAAAUGCAUUUGUACGCUGACUUCAAAGUUUUCUAUCACAAUGCUUUCACUAAGUACCAGGGAUUUGAUUUGGGCCCUAAUGAAGAUGAUAGAUUCAACUACUGUCCUGAAUUAUAUGAUCAUGACUCGUUCCCCUUGAAGUUUAGACUUCUCAGAACCGAUCAAUUCUCUAAAGUGUAUGAUACUGUUAUUGAGAAGCUUGGAGAGAAAGUGGACCCCAAGCUGAUUCGAUUCUGGAUUAUGGGAAGCCGUAAGAACUAUGCUCUGAGACCCGUUGAGACUAUUGGAUUUACCUACGGUGACGACGAGAAUUUCGGCGAUGUUACUAUUGAUUCAGUCAUUGAUGAAUAUGAAAUAUCCACCAUAGACAGGAGACGUUCUAGUGUGGGGCAGUCGGUUCAACUUGUACUAUAUUUGGAAGACUCGUCGAAAGAGUUAAAAUUUGUUUCCAACUCCAUCUAUGAGAUGAAGAACAAGUCUGAGAUCCCAGAUGAUGCCGAUUCCAUCGAAGAUACAGCUGAGAGAUACAAUAAGUAUUCUAUGAUGGCUCUCCACAGUUUCCACCCUAAAAUUGAACCCGUCGAUAAAGAUGCGUCUCGCCAUUUAUUAUUUCUUAAGUUCUUCGAUUUGCCUAGUCAGAGUGUCAAUGGUCUCACUCAAAUCAUCGUUCCCUCAGAAAAUACUAUUGAGUACUUGGUUCCCUUGAUCAAUAACAUACUGAAAUUCCCUAUGGAUACUGCUCUCAAAUUUUAUGAAGAAUUGGGUCAUGACCAAAUUCUUCCUUUGUCUGCAACUAAAACUUUCUACAAGUCCGAAUUGGGCAACGGUGAUAUUAUCUGCUUCACAAAGGCAGAUUGGGGAACAGAACUGCUACCAGAUCUUGAAUAUCAAUCGGCUAAAGAACUCUAUGCAUUUUUGGCCAACAGAGUUCACUUCAAAGUGGCACCUUUACAAAAGGUAGGCGAGGAUGAAGAAGAGUAUGUUACAAAGGAUAGUAGCACUGAUAGUAAGAUUUCAAAAAGCGGUUUGCACGAUGCACCGUUUGAGCUGUGGUUUUCGAUUGCAUCCAAUUACAACGAUCUAACCAAGAAGAUUGGGGAGAAAGUGAAGGUCGAUCCCAAGUUUUUGAGACUAUUUAUUGUGGGACAUGCUAACCAGACGUUUCCCUUAAAGAGCACAUCAUCUUUGAAAAGGCUUUUUGAAAGAAUCUCAAAGGCGCAAAUUUUGCGUAUCAGAUAUGAGGUUCUCAGUGUCACUUUAGUCGAUUUCGAGCAUAUGACUCUCUGUAAGGUGUACUGGGUUGGACAGGGAAUAUGUAGGGAACAGAGGCAUGAGUUCUUUCUUCCAAAAUCGAGUACUCUGGAGAAUUUACUGGACAGACUACAAGCUAAGGUGCACUUCAAUCCGGAGGAGAAAGACUCUCUUUUAUGUUGGACAAUGGAUGCCAGACACAAAUUUGGAUCGGUUUGCGAAGAGGAUACUGGAAUAGACCAAGCAUCUGAAUUUAUCAUUGGCUAUUAUCCGGCAUACAAGGAAGUUUUGAAGACGAAGCCUCCUAAUGUACACUUGAUCACAGGAUUUCAGUUCUUUGGUCAAGUUCAAAAUUCACACAGUAUACCGUUUAUGUUUGAUCUCAUUGAAGAGGAGUUGUUUAAGGAUACUAAGGUUAGGCUACACAAAUUGUUGGGUAUAUCAGAAAAAGAAUUUGAAGGUGUUCGAAUUGCCGUGACCGAUUUGAAUGUGGUUGAUUACUUGGACUCUCCUGAAAGAGAUGAUGUACAGCUCUUCAACUUUGCUCAGAAUUCACCGUUCUAUUUGGCCAUCGACCAUCCGGACAGAAACCUCAGACGUUCGUCUGUUUAUGAGCCUUCAAUUUAUAUAAGAGAUUAA